GAGUCGGUUCGUUAUAUUUUCUCAAUUUAGUUGUAUCAACUUGGGGUUCAGGAAUUAUAUCCUGUCCUAAAUCCGACUAGAAGGUCGACAACGAGACCACUUGUCGGUCGGUUGUGUAGCAGUCUCUAAUAUUGAGCCGGGUUUCUGGUGUUAUUCCUUUGUAAAUACUGUUAUUUGUAUAUACUGUAAAUGAUGACGUCCAUGGGCGGGAACCGAGCCCGGGGCAGCUGGGAGCAGACACAGGGCCAGACACAGAGCCAGACACAGCACAAGCAAAGGCCUCAGGCUACCGCAGAGCAGAUCCGACUCGCGCAGAUGAUUUCAGACCACAAUGAUGCGGACUUUGAAGAGAAGGUCAAACAGCUGAUUGACAUCACAGGCAAGGACCAGGAUGAGUCUAUGAUUGCACUGCACGAUUGCAACGGGGAUGUCAACAGAGCCAUUAACGUGUUGCUGGAGGGUAGCCCAGACACUGACUCUUGGGAAAUGGUGGGGAAGAAGAAAGGGGUGUCAGGCCAGAAGGAGACUAACCAAGCAGAGACUGGAGAGGAAGGAAAAGAGAACCGGGAGAAAGGAGGAGAGAAAGAUGUAGCACGUCGUCGGGGUGGAGCUCCACGCAAGGGCCGCGGAGCCAGCAGGGGACGAGAGUUUCGUGGUCAGGAGAAUGGUUUGGAUGGCGGCAAGGCUGGAGUAGCUGGAAGAGGUGCAGAGCGAGGCCGAAGGGGACGAGGCAGAGGAAGAGGGACUGUUGGAGUAUCUGGACGGCGAGGAGGCAGAUUUUCAGCGCAGGGCAUGGGCCAGAUUGAUAAGGGGCCCAGAUAUGAUAUUGCAGGAGGUGAGAGAACAUUCAACCCUGCUGACUAUGCGGAGCCAGCCCAGACAGAAGAAAACUAUGGAGGGGGCAGCACCUGGAACAACACAGGAAACAUGGAACUGGAGGAGGGAGCUAGGUUGGAAUACUCUGCAGGAGAGGGAACAAAUUACCCACCUAAGUUUGACUCUGCUCCUGGUGCCUGGAGGACAGCUACAGAGGAGUGGGGCACUGAGGACUGGAAUGAGGAUCUUUCAGAGACCAAGAUAUUCACAGCUUCCAGUGUGGCAUCCAUGCCUCUGCCUCAAGAGAAUGUUACCAUCACCAAAGGACAGAGGAUUGACCUUGCGGUGCUCCUUGGGAAGACUCCCCCAUCCUCUUCCUCAGAGACAGAAAACCCCCCCAUGGAGGCCACCCAGCCUCCCUCCUUGUCCCAGUCACUGGUUUUCAGCAAUUCCAAGCAAGGGGUGCCACUCUCCCAAACAUCCUCCAGCACCCCUUACACCCAGCAUAGCAUGGUCAGCAUGCUGAGCAAGGGUUUCGGGGAUGUUGGGGACCCUAAAGGAGGUAGCACAGGGACCACUGGCUCUCAGUUCUUGGAGCAGUAUAAAACAGCCCAGGCACUGGCCCAGCUGGCAGCCCAGCACUCCCAGACGGGACCUCCCAACACAACCCCUUCAUCCUGGGACACCAGUGCCACCUCACUGGGACAAUAUGACUUGAAGACUCAACCGGAGUCUGCGGUCCAUACGCCCUUUACAAAGCGGCAGCCCUACCAGGCCGCCACCUCAACCUCGUCCAUGUUGGAUGUUUUCCUGCAGGACAAAGGCCUGCCUCCUUCCUCCUCUGUCUCCUCAUCUUCUUCCUUACCCCAACAAACAACAUCCUCACCCCAUGUGGUGCCUCCACCUGCUUCCUCCCUUCCCAAAAUGGCAGCAGUCCCUUCUCUAGGUCAGCAAGUUUCUCCAAGUUCUUCAGAUGCCCAGGGCUCAAGUCCACUGCCUUUGCAGCAACACAAACUCAAACAACAAAAGAAGAGGACCUCCAUUACAACUAAGAUUCCAGCAAUGGCAGUGGAGAUGCCUGGUUCAACAGAUAUCUCAGGCCUCAAUCUUCAGUUUGGAGCGCUACAGUUUGGGUCAGAACCAGUUCUACCAGAGUACGAGUCCACCCCUACCACCACCACACCAGCCAACCAGGUUCAGAACAGCCUCUACACGAGCCCCAGCAGUGAGUCGACUCCAGCUCUCUCCAACUCCAGCCAGAUGGACCUGUACGAUCAGAGAGCACCUCAGACACGGCGCUACCCUCCUUCAGUCUCCUCCUCCCCUCAGAAGGAUAUGCAACCCAAGAAACCUGUGAGCUCACCUUCAUUGUUGGUUUUACAGAAUGGCUUCAGUUCAAUACAAGCAACGCAAUCUGUGGAAGCUGCAGCAGGCUCUGCAGUAUCAGUCAAGCCAGCCUCUGAUUCAGUCACGCCGGCAUCGGUUUCCAGCAUGGGCACUUUGACAGACAGCGGCUCAGGUCCUGCCUCCUUGUUGACUACAUCCAAUCAGACAUCCCUUAGUGCUCUUGGGCACAGUGAAGACCUGCCUCCAAGCACCAUUCCCCCUCCUCAGCACAACAACUCUCACCCACCACAACAGAACAGCCUUGCUCCAUCUUCAGUCCGGACAUCCAACUCAAGCUUACUGCAUCCCAGCGUAGAUGGUGAUUCAAGCCUGCACUCCUCCUCCUUCCCUUCCUCCGUCUCAGCCGUGCCAUCUUCAUCGGUCCCCUCCUCCUCGUCCUCGGUUGCUGCUGCUGCACAAGUGUCCCUAGGGGCCCCCCAGGCCUCCUCGGUCGGCUCUGCCACAGUUUCAGCCCCUUCUGGCCUUGGCCCCGUCAGCAGUCUGACCAUGGGCCUCAACACUGCCUCCAUGGGUGCCCCAGCUGCAGCAGCCACCACAGUUUCAGUCUCCACGACGGCUUCAGCCAUUCCCUCUUCAGCUACUUCGUCAUCCACACGCAGUUCUGCAGCAUCCUCAGGGAAAGCGCCUCCAAAUCUGCCACCUGGAGUGCCCCCUCUACUGCCCAACCCGUACAUCAUGGCACCAGGACUACUGCACGCCUACCCUCCUCAGGUGUACGGCUAUGAUGACCUACAGAUGCUGCAGACAAGAAUACCGCUGGAUUAUUACAGCAUCCCCUUUGCAACUCCCACAACAGCACUGACUGGCAGAGAGGGCAGCCUGACGAGCAACCCUUAUUCUGGAGACUUAUCAAAGUUUGGUCGAGGUGAUGCAUCAUCCCCGGCUCCAGCCACAACAUUAGCUCAAACACAACAGAACCAGACCCAGACACACCACACCACACAGCAGACCUUCCUUAACCCAGCGCUGCCGCCUGGCUACAGCUACACAAGCCUCCCAUACUACACUGGCAUGCCAGGCCUGCCCAAUACCUUCCAGUACGGACCUGCUGUGUUUCCGGUGGCUCCUACCUCGUCAAAGCAACACGGUGUGAAUGUCGGCGUGAAUGCAUCAGCCACACCUUUCCAGCAGGCUAGUGGCUAUGGUUCCCAUGGAUACAGCACUGGCUAUGAGGAUGUGGGCCAGGCUUCAGGGAGUGGGGAUUUCUGUAAGGGCGGAUACGGCACUGCCGUGGCCGCUGCCGCUUCUGCACAAAACAAGCCAGCCAGCUCUGUCACCGGGCCUGGAGUCGGAGUCUCUGUGACAUCAAGCAACACGGGGGUACCAGAUAUUUCAGGGUCUGUUUACACAAAGACGCAGUCGUUUGAGAAGCAGGGUUUCCACGCUGGCACGCCGGCAGCUUCGUUCAGCCUGCCCUCGGCUUUAGGGAGUGGGGGACCCAUCAACCCCCCGGCUGCCGCUGGCUACGCCCCAGCCCCAUUCAUGCACAUCCUGGCACCGCACCAACAACCCCAUUCUCAAAUUCUGCACCACCACCUGCAGCAGGACGGACAGAGCGGCACUGGGCAGCGUAGCCAGAACGCCUCCAUUCAGCAGAAGUCUCAGAUCAACAAGUCGGCAUACAACAGCUACAACUGGGGGGCUAACUAACAUCCGCUGUUGGGCCCCCCCACCCCCAACUGUUGACAGAAGCUAGGAGGGGGCUCAUCACUCCUUCCGCAAACAGUCUCCACAUAUAAACUCCCUCUUCCUCCUGCAAAGAUUUCCCUCCCCAGUCUCUUGGCCCAGCACUCCUGCAGCUCUGACUGCGGUCAGAGGAGGUGCUGUGCCUAGAGAACGAGCACUGUAAUGAUGCAUGGAUGGGUGGGAGGGACAGGAGGGGCUUAGAAAAGAGGGGAGAUCGGAGCUAAAUGGUUAUAGAAAUACACCGUCAAGAGGUGAAAUAUUGAGUGUUGGGAAUUUGUAUCAUGUUAAUCCCCCCGCCCCACCCCUUUUUCUUUCACUUGUAUGUAACAUAGAACUGUUUUCUAAAAGAAUGAACAUUUCCUGUGCUUUUUUUUUUUUUGGUCUUUUUCCCCCGUUUUUUUUCUUGCUGAUGGGGAGGAAUGAUGUAAUAUCUGAAGGUGGGGGGACAGGCUGGUUUUGUAUUUCUCACCCUCAACUCCCCACUCCUUAAUUUUGGUGGAAACUUCCCUCCCACAUAAAAUAUCCAAACACAGUAGUUUGAUUAAUUGCUGUUAAAUGUUUUUUUUUUUCUUUUUUUUUUUUUUCUUCAUUUUUAUGUCAUUUUAAGUUUGAAGAAACAAUUCUCUAAAUUGGUAGAGUUGUGAAGUUUAUUUUUUACCAAAUAUAGAUAUAUUAUAUAUAAAGACAUAUAAGCGAGCUCACUGGCUUGGACUGUGAGGAAAGUGUGUUUGUCAUGUGACUGCGUGCAUGUUUGUACACACAGGGGCCGUGGUUGUGUACUGUGCUUUGUUUUUUGCCUAGCACAGGGUUUUUCAUUAUCCAACACCUGUACAAUAACUGUUCCCAUGAAUUAUAAAUAUGUUGCAUAAAGAUCGCACCUAUUCUGCAAGAGAUGUUUAGAAUGAUUUCCAAGGCCAAUACACACCCAGUCUGCCUUCCAGUGUGUGUUAUUUUGUUUGUUUCUGAGGCCCCCCCACCUCCUCCCUGCUCCACCGCCUGUCCCCUGACAUUGUAAGGAAAACUGCAGCAUUGAAUACUGAUGGACAGAAUUGUACUAUGGGUUUUUUUUUUGUUUUUUUGUUUUUUUUUUUUGUCAGUGAUUUAUUUUUUUCUUUUUGUACUGUGCGUUUUAAAAAAAAAUUUAAAUGGAUAAACUUGUCUUGUACAUAUAUAAAAAAAAACACAAGUACUGUAGUCCCUGUUUGUUCGAUGGCUUUCUCCUUUUCUUUCUCAAAUCCUUGCAGACUUGUUAGCUUUUUGUUUCAUAUAUUUUUUUUAUUUUGUAAAAAUAUAUAAAUAUUAAGUAAAUAAACGAGAAAAAGACAUUUUCAUCAUUUUGGAUGUGAAUGUCUUUUAAGAAACUAUAUUUGUUUCUCAUGUGGCUUGUAAAUACAGCAGCAGCAUCUUCCAGUGGUUUGACAGUGAUGCUCAGUGUUUGUGUGUGUUGCUGAACGCUGCCCAAGGCUGGUGAAUUGACAAACACUGUAAAAAGAAGCUUGUGCCAUCAAGUGUUUAACACAACUGAAACCAUCUGACUCAGAGGCUUUGGGGUUGGUUUCUGUUAUAGGCCUGAGUUAUCUAACAGACUCCAGGGGAUCAGCAGUACCAAAUUAAACUCCAAACACAGCACA
Molecule: messenger RNA, 5540 nt
Organism: Seriola aureovittata
Lineage: Eukaryota; Metazoa; Chordata; Actinopteri; Carangiformes; Carangidae
Gene: ubap2l
Product: ubiquitin associated protein 2-like
Exons: 30
Coding region: 190-3873 (1227 amino acids)
Cellular component (GO): cytoplasm; nucleus
Molecular function (GO): protein binding
Source: RefSeq, a predicted model, not a curated record